This is a messenger RNA of Cokeromyces recurvatus, 336 nucleotides long. RefSeq lists its product as uncharacterized. The record is from RefSeq and is a predicted model, not a curated record. NCBI's taxonomy places the organism in Eukaryota, Fungi, Mucoromycota, Mucoromycetes, Mucorales, Mucoraceae. Bases 31 to 234 code for a protein of 67 amino acids. The transcript has a single exon.
AGUCGGUCACACAUCACUGAAUGCUUGCACAUGCACACCCGUUUAUUCUUGCCGCGAUCAAUAAACAGAUCCCCUUUUUCCUUUCUUUUAAAUCAUCUCUUUCAGCAUAAGUAUCGAAAUUCUCAGGAUGUUUCUGUCUGGUUCUAUCGCUGGCCAGUUAUGUGCACUAUUCUACAGAAAAUGGAUUGCUUACUACACAACGAACUAACCCCUCCUCCCCCCCCCACUUCUUGACCCAGACAGGAAAUGACUCAACUGGUUAUCCCUUUAAACUUUUUAGCAAUAUUUCCCCCUUUUCUUUCUCACCUUCUCUUCUUCUUCUUCCUUUCCUUUACC